AGUUUUCAAAGCAUGGAAUGACCCCACAUUCCCAGCAAGUCCAUCACCGAACCAUUUCCCACUCUCCACCUAACUCCCAAACUCACUCUCUCGCUCUGCGCAACCGUGUGUUGUGGCGACUCUCACUCGACUAUCCUCCGUUCUCCGCCACAGAUUCUCAAUGGCCACCGCUGCCGCAGCAGCAGCUUCAGCUGCAACCUCAAUCGUCAAACUCGACACCUCCGCCUUAGCCUCGCCUUUCCGAAGCCGGAUCUCUCAGCUCCGCCUUACCUCUCCUUCGCCUCGGUUCUCCCAAUUUCGACCCUUGACCUCUUCCAAUUCUUCUGGUAUUAAAGCCCAGGUUGCAACUGCUGAACAAGCUGUUGUUGGUGCGGUGCAACAAGUUGAAUCCCCAGUUGUUGUUGUCACUGGAGCUUCUAGAGGAAUAGGGAGAGCUAUUGCAUUAACUUUGGGGAAGGCUGGUUGUAAGGUCCUUGUAAACUAUGCGAGGUCAUCAAAAGAGGCAGAAGAAGUAUCCAAAGAGAUUGAGGCUUGUGGAGGUCAAGCUCUUACAUUUGGCGGUGAUGUAUCAAAAGAAGAAGAUGUCGAGUCAAUGAUAAAAACUGCUGUAGACGCGUGGGGGACUGUUGAUAUACUGGUGAAUAAUGCAGGUAUUACAAGGGAUGGCUUAUUGAUGAGAAUGAAAAAAUCCCAGUGGCAAGAUGUCAUUGAUUUAAAUCUCACUGGGGUGUUUCUUUGCACUCAGGCUGCUGCAAAAAUAAUGAUGAAAAAGAGAAAGGGGAGAAUCAUAAAUGUGGCUUCAGUGGUUGGUCUUAUUGGCAAUGCUGGGCAGGCAAAUUACAGUGCUGCAAAAGCUGGUGUUAUUGGAUUCACAAAAUCUGUAGCGAAGGAGUAUUCCAGCAGGAAUAUUAAUGUUAAUGCUGUUGCCCCAGGAUUCAUUGCGUCCGACAUGACAGCAAAGCUUGGAGAAAACAUUGAGAAGAAAAUUUUGGAGAAUAUCCCCCUUGGACGAUAUGGUCAACCUGAGGAAGUUGCUGGGCUAGUGGAGUUUUUGGCCCUUAACCCUGCUGCCAGUUAUAUCACUGGACAGGUUUUGACAAUUGAUGGGGGCAUGGUGAUGUAAGAGGUUCAUUGGUAUCAGAUUAUCGAGACUUCAGAUCAAUGACCUGAUUUAAAAAGAGAUUGGGUCUAUCGGCGGUUCCUUCUUUCACUCUGUCCUGAAAUUAUCAAGAUAAAGAAUUUCAGACUUCAUAUUGGUUUGCCGUAGAGCUGACAAGUGUUGAUUAACUAAAGAUUCUCGUUCCUAAAUUCAACCCUUUGAAAGUUUGUUCUCUCUUAGGCUGUGUUUGGUUCUGUAGAGAACAUUGUAAACUGAGUUUUCAAUUUCGAUGGAAGUUAUAUAUAAAUGGAAAUCAGGUUUUAUAGUUGA
This is a messenger RNA of Spinacia oleracea (spinach), 1429 nucleotides long. Its product is annotated as 3-oxoacyl-[acyl-carrier-protein] reductase 4. NCBI's taxonomy places the organism in Eukaryota, Viridiplantae, Streptophyta, Magnoliopsida, Caryophyllales, Amaranthaceae. The record is from RefSeq and is a predicted model, not a curated record. The transcript has 11 exons. Gene Ontology annotation, biological process: fatty acid biosynthetic process. Gene Ontology annotation, molecular function: 3-oxoacyl-[acyl-carrier-protein] reductase (NADPH) activity; NAD binding. Bases 161 to 1123 code for a protein of 320 amino acids.